GUCUAAAACUCUCUGUCUUUCAUCUCUGUCGCAAAGGUUCCAACUUUCCGACAUGUCGUUGUGUACAUCUAAUCUCUAUCUUUCUUCUAUCAAUCUCUAUCCUUCUUCUUCUUCCAUCAAUCUCUUCUCCAACAACAACAACUCCCCUAAACCCUCUCUCAACUCUCUCCGAUUCACCACCUCUACUUCUUCUUCCUUUGUUGCUCCUCUCAAACACUCUACCACCAAUCAAUUCUUUACCUCUCGUUUUCUUUCUAACCGUAUCCAAAGCCGCCAACUUUGGCUUCGUUGCGUCAUGUCAGAGUCUGAGCCGUCUUUUUCAGUUUCUCCCGGCGGUAACGGCGGCGCUGAAGAGGGAGUGAUAGUUCUUGUGAUAGGUGGAGGAGGGAGAGAACACGCUCUUUGUCACGCCUUGAAACGCUCUCCUUCCUGUGACUCUGUGUUAUGUGCUCCUGGAAACUCUGGAAUCACGAGCUCUGGAGAUGCUACUUGCGUACCUGACCUUGACAUAUCAGACAGUUCAGCUGUUAUAUCUUUCUGUCGAAAACGGAAUGUUGGUUUAGUGGUUGUUGGUCCUGAAGUGCCUCUUGUUGCUGGUUUGGCUAAUGACCUGGUUAACGCUGGUAUCUUCACCUUUGGACCUUCUUCUCAAGCUGCUGCUUUGGAAGGUUCCAAGAACUUUAUGAAGAAUCUUUGCCACAAGUACAAUAUCCCUACUGCUAAAUAUAAAACAUUUUCAGAUGCAUCUGCUGCUAAAGAAUACAUUCAAGAACAAGGAGUACCAAUCGUGAUCAAAGCAGACGGAUUAGCAGCAGGAAAAGGAGUCACAGUUGCCAUGGAACUAGAGGAGGCUUAUGAAGCUGUUGACUCAAUGCUGGUCAAAGGUGUGUUUGGUUCUGCAGGGUGUCAGGUGAUAGUGGAGGAGUUUCUGGAGGGAGAAGAAGCUUCCUUCUUUGCACUUGUGGAUGGAGAAAACGCUAUUCCUCUAGAGUCUGCUCAGGACCACAAGAGGGUUGGAGAUGGAGAUACUGGUCCUAACACAGGAGGAAUGGGAGCUUAUUCUCCUGCUCCUGUCUUGACCAAGGAGCUGCAGGAUGUGGUGAUGGAGACUAUAAUCCAUCCUACUGUUAAAGGAAUGGCUGAAGAAGGAUGUAAGUUUGUUGGUGUUCUGUUUGCUGGUCUCAUGAUUGAGAAGAAAUCCGGUUUACCUAAGCUGAUUGAGUUUAAUGUCCGGUUUGGAGAUCCAGAAUGUCAGGUACUGAUGAUGCGUCUUGAGUCUGACUUAGCUAAGGUUUUGUUAGCGGCUUGUAGAGGAGAGCUAAAGGGUGUGUCUCUAGAUUGGUCUAAAGAUUCAGCCAUGGUGGUUGUAAUGGCUAGCAAAGGCUAUCCAGGUGCUUACGAGAAAGGAACCAUCAUAAGAAACCUUGAAGAAGCUGAAAAGGUUGCUCCAGGAGUGAAGGUUUUCCAUGCAGGAACGGAUCUUGAUAAAGAAGGGAACGUUGUAGCGUGCGGGGGACGUGUUCUUGGGGUCACUGCUAAGGGUAAAGACUUGGAAGAGGCGCAAGAAAGAGCGUAUAUGGCGGUUAAACAGAUCAACUGGCCUGAAGGUUUCUUUAGGAGUGAUAUUGGUUGGAGAGCGCUUUUACAGAAACAAGUAGCUUCUAAAGAGUGA
Molecule: messenger RNA, 1672 nt
Organism: Eruca vesicaria subsp. sativa (arugula)
Lineage: Eukaryota; Viridiplantae; Streptophyta; Magnoliopsida; Brassicales; Brassicaceae
Source: the annotation of a GenBank genome assembly